CUCGCUUCAAAUCAGAAGAUGAUAAUCUAAAUAACUCGUCGGCGAACAAUCACAGUGAUACGUUUUUAUCGAGAGUUUUUGGACUUCACUCUAUCUAUAAUCAGUUGCAAGAGAAUUAUCAGUAUUAUGAUUCGGAAAUUGACUCAUUAAACUAUAAUAAUAACUCAAUUCAUUCAUCUGUAGAUGAGAAUGACUCUCCGUUGCUUAAGCCAGUGGCCGAAUCUUCGAAAAAUGUGUUGAACUCGGAGUCUGAUCUGGAUCUAUCGUCCGAUUCAGACCAGGAUAAACCCCAUAAUAUUGCUCCAUCUCCCCCAAUAGUUGAAUCAAAUUACCGCCAAAGAAAUACUACAAGCACUCCAAGCCAGCAGGACCAAGCACCAUAUGCUAACGAAGAAGAAAAAUCGCCUCCUCAUAAGAUUAAGUUUGAAACUCCUAAUAUAAAAAAAGCUAAGAAGAUGAUAUUCGGUUCAAAUAAAGAUGAUUCGACUCCACUACCAAUCUACAAUAAACCUCAACAGUUUCGUAAACAGUCACCCCAAAAUGGAGUUUCUGAACAUACUUCCUAUCAAGCGAAAACUCAUCGAAAUCGUCGUUUGGUUAUCCCACCUCGUGAAAGAGCAUUAUAUCUAUGGGCUAACAUUGUCAAUAUGGAUGAGUUUUUAAUUGAUUUAUAUUAUUAUUAUCGUGGCAAAGGAUUGACCAAUAUUGUCUUGAGUAGAAUAGUUAAUUUGAUAAUCUUGAUCUUCAUAUUGGGAUUCACGGUUUUCCUAAAAUAUGGAAUUGAUUAUAAUUUCUUCUUUAAUGAAUGGAAUUCAAAUUUGAACCAACCAAUCACUUUAGGUGAUUUGAUAAUACCAAAUUUUUUUUGGAACAAUAUUCCAUUUUCAAUAAAAUUUCUAUUAUUUGGGUUCUCUUGCUAUUUGGUUCUUCGAGUAAUUCAAUUAUACUUUGAUUAUAAAUUUAAAUUAACAGAAAUAAAAAAUUUCUAUACUCAAUUAAUUGGCAUUUCAAAUGAUGAUGAACUUAUGACUAUUUCAUGGAUUACUAUAGUGGAAAGAUUAAUGCUUUUAAAAGAAUUCAAUACGCUAACUUCAAAUAACGAUAAUUUACCUCCUCAUUAUUUAAAUGAUUUAAAUUCAAAAAUUAGAUUAAAUGCUCAUGAUAUUGCUAAUAGAAUAAUGAGAAAAGAAAAUUAUAUGAUUGCUUUAAUCAAUAAAGAAAUCCUCGACUUAUCGAUCCCAUUAACUUCAAAUAUCCCUUUAUUGAAAAACUUCUUCAAUACAAGAUCGGUUUUAACCAAAACUUUAGAAUGGAAUUUAAAAUUAUGUAUAAAUAAUUUUGUUUUCAAUAAUAAUGGUCAAAUCAAUUCAAAAAUCUUAAAAGAAGCAAAUCGUUACCAAUUAUCAAGAGAAUUACAAUCAAGAUUUAAAAUGGCUGCAAUUAUAAAUUUAUUGCUUUGCCCAUUUAUCGUGAUUUAUUUCGUGUUAUUAUAUUUUUUCAGAUAUUUUAAUGAAUAUAAAUCAAAUCCUUCUUCGAUUAUUGGCUUGAGACAAUAUACUCCAUGGGCAGAAUGGAAAUUAAGAGAAUUCAAUGAAUUGCCUCAUUUUUUCAUUAAAAGAUUACAUUUAUCAAUCGGACCAGCAAAUACUUAUAUUAAUCAAUUUCCGGGUGGAUUUUUAAUCAUUAAUUUAAUGACUUUACUAAAUUUCAUUUCUGGUGCUAUUACUGCUGUGUUGGUUAUUAUGGGUAUUUGGUUUGAAGAUGAAGAUCAUAGAUUUUGGUCUUUUGAAAUAACUUCUAAUAAAAGUACUUUAUUCUAUAUUAGUUUGUUUGGUACUUUAUGGGCUGUUACUUCAAAUUCAUUGCAAAAUUCAACAAUUUCAAAUAGUUCAGAAAAUUUGAAUAAUCAAUCUCUGUCAUUUUUUUAUGAUCCUGAAGCAAGCUUAAGAUAUGUUUCACAAUUUACUCAUUACUUGCCAAGUUCUUGGAAUGGUAAAUUACAUACAGUCGAAGUUAAAAAUGAAUUUUGUGAAUUAUAUAGUUUAAAAAUUUUAAUCAUUAUUAAUGAAAUUAUUAGUUUGAUUUUAACUCCAUUCAUAUUAUGGUUUAAAGUUUCAAAUUGUUCAGGUUCAAUUGUGGAUUUUUUCAGAGACUAUUCAAUACAUGUUGACGGCUUAGGAUACGUGUGUUCUUUUGCAAUGUUCAAUUUCGAAGAAAAAGAUAAGAAUAUGAUGUAUGACUUUAAUAAACGUCGUCAACUGAAAAAAUUACGUCAAAAACAGAAAAAAUUCCAAAAAAGAAAAAUGGCAAACGACAAUAUCGAAUUAGAGAAUAUCAAACCAAAGCAUACUCAUUCAGAUUCCAAUUCUGAUACUGAAUCCGACGAAUCAAGCUUCAAUGAUGAUUACCACGAUGAUAAAAUGAUUAAAUCUUAUAUGUACUUUCUUGAAAGCUAUGCAGGUCAAAAAGAAAAACCUUCUAAAAGCCUUGCAAACAAUAAUAUCAAAAGCCAACCUAGAGAAGCAGGUCCUUCUCCUUCCAUCAUGAUUCAAAGACAAAAACAAAAGAAUGGCUUCAAUUCUAAUUCUCCAAAUCUCAGCUUGAGUGAAUCUGCUUACAAUGUUAACUAUAAAUUAGCCCCCGAUGAUGAAUUAUCGGAUGACGGCAUAGAAACAAAAGGUGCCAGAGGUAAAAAAGGGGUAUUGGGGAUGUUAAACCAAUUCUAUAAACAAGAUAGUAGUAGAUAAACCUCUUGAUUGUAUAUAUUUUGCAUCUAUUUCAC
This is a messenger RNA of Hyphopichia burtonii NRRL Y-1933, 2782 nucleotides long. It is a transcript of the gene ATG9, whose product is annotated as autophagy protein. Gene Ontology annotation, cellular component: autophagosome; phagophore assembly site. The record is from RefSeq and is a predicted model, not a curated record. Gene Ontology annotation, biological process: autophagy of mitochondrion; protein localization to phagophore assembly site. The coding region runs from base 456 to 2747 and encodes 763 amino acids. NCBI's taxonomy places the organism in Eukaryota, Fungi, Ascomycota, Pichiomycetes, Serinales, Debaryomycetaceae. The transcript has a single exon.